AUGGCCCUCCUCGCCACGACCCCACUCCUCGCGCCGCUCGCCCUCUCCCCGGCCCCGAUCUCCGCCUCCCAGAGCUCCCUCCUCUUCCUGCGCGCCCCAGCCCCCGCCCUCCUCUCGCUCCGCUCCGCCUCCCCCGGCGCCCGCCUCCUCGCGGCCGUCGCGUCCAAGGAGCCCGAGCUCGGCGGCGGCGGAUCGGGAGGCGGAGACGGUGCGGGAUCUGGGGGCGGAGGCGGCGGGGGAAGCAACCCGCAGGGAGGCGGGGACGAGGGGGAGGAGGAGAAGAUGGGGGAGGGGCUCUCCAUGUCGCAGAAGCUCACCCUCGCCUACGCCGCGCUCGUCGGAGCUGGUGGCGUAAUGGGUUACAUGAAGAGCGGAAGCCAGAAGUCAUUGGCUGCAGGAGGCAUAUCAGCCCUGGUGCUGUUCUUCGUUCACACUCAACUACCAGUGAGACCCGUCUUUGCGUCAGCGAUCGGGUUAGGUAUAUCGGCUGCACUGCUGUCAGUCAUGGGGUCUCGCUUCAAGAAGUCCGGAAAGAUAUUCCCAGCCGGCGUCGUGUCCCUCCUUUCCUUGGUCAUGGUCGGAGGCUACGCCCAUGGGAUUAUGCGUAGCUCGCAUGCGUGA
Triticum turgidum subsp. durum (durum wheat) is the source of this 621-nucleotide messenger RNA. The record is from the annotation of a GenBank genome assembly. NCBI's taxonomy places the organism in Eukaryota, Viridiplantae, Streptophyta, Magnoliopsida, Poales, Poaceae.